Closterium sp. NIES-67 is the source of this 3975-nucleotide messenger RNA. NCBI's taxonomy places the organism in Eukaryota, Viridiplantae, Streptophyta, Zygnematophyceae, Desmidiales, Closteriaceae. The record is from the annotation of a GenBank genome assembly.
ACAUGCCACGCCCGCCCCUGCCCACGCCCCUCUCACGCGCCCACCACCUCACUGCCUGGUGGCUACCCCCUGCUGCCCCCCUCCCCACGCCUGCUGCCGCCCCCUUCGCUGUCGCCACCUCUCCUGCUGCUGCUGCCAGGGGGGCGGGCUGUGCUGUGAGCGUGCAGUGUGACAUUCCGCCCUCGCUCUUGCCCACCUCACAGGGGGGCAACGCACACGAUAAUAAAGAGGGGGGCACUGUGCCUGGUGAUGUACCCCCUGUCAGUCUCUCCUGCUCUCCACAGGGGCAGCAGCAGCAGAGGCGGGAUGAGCAGGGUAGCGAGGGGGGCAGGAGCCCCUGUGACCAGUCGUUGCAGUGGCGUGUGCUGCACGCAUGCAGCGAGCAGCUGGCCCUGCUCAUGCGGCAGUGGCGCGGCACACAGACAGGUGUACCCGUGAUCACACGUGCCCAUGCAGGCAGCAGUGGCAGUGGCAGUGGCAGUGGCAGUGGCAGCGGUAGAGGGAGCGAUGAUGGGGUUGCAGGGAUGGAGACAGCGAGAGGGGAUGGCAGCAGGAGCGAGCAUGGCAGUGAGAGCAGCGAGGGGGCGAGUGGCAGCAGGGAUCUGGGUGCUUGCCCCCUCUUGGAAGAGGCAGGCGCGGUGGACGUCAGGGGGGAGGAGGGAGAGGAUGGGGGGGAGGAAGGGGAGGGGCGUGCAGCGGCCCCAUCGGCAUCAGUGGGGAAGCGGAAGCCGGCAGCGAAUGUGUGGCCUGAUGGGCAGGGGGGGCGUGGAGAGGUGUGCAAGCCGCUCGUGCUGCUGCCCGGACAGCCUGCUCCCUUGAUCCAUGUGGGCGAGGGGAGGGAUGGAGGGAGCAGGGGCACUCAGCUGCGAGAUGAUGGAGAGAUGAGAGGGGGGGAUGGUGGCGGUGGGGGAGGGGGGGUGAAGGGGGCGAAGCAGAGGGGGGAGCAGCAAGAGCAGGUGGUGGAUGGACAGCAGCAGCAGGCCGCUGCAGUGACAGGGGCUCACGAUGCUGCAGUGCCUGCUGCUGCUGCUGCUGCUGCUGCUGCUGCUGCGGCGGCGGCUGCUGCUGCUGCGGCUGCCCCCGGCAGCACGGUUCGGCCACCGUCCGCCUCCCUGCCGCUGCACGGCCUGGCCAUCCCACCAUUCCCCUCGCCCAAGAGGGAGCGCACCCUGCGCACCGUGCCCAGGCGCCUCCUCGCCUUCCCCCUCCUCGCCCUCGCUGCCCCCCCCGCCCUCUCCGCUGCCCCCAUCGCCCCCUCCACUCCGCGCACCCCGCGCUCCACUGCGCCCCUCCCCGCCCCCCACAUGCCCCCUCCAGCGGGCAAACGGGCAGGCGGGAGCAAUGGGGAGCAUGGGGAGAAGGGUAGUGGAGGGAGUGGGGAGGAGCGCGGAGUGGAGAAGGACGAUGGGGAGGGAGGGGGAGUGGGGGGGGAGGAAGAGGAGCAUGGCGUGCAGGAGAGAUUAGAGGUGGCAGCUGAUGCCCACGGUGACCGUGCUGGUGCUGGUGGUGGUGAUGGUGAUGGCGGUGGUGGUGCCAAACGUGGUGGAAAGGAGGAGCAGAGCAGUGCAAAGGUAGAGAGGAAGGGAGCGAGUGGUGAGAAGGUGAAGGUGGGCAGGGGAAAGAGGUUGCAGGCAGGGCCGUACGAAGGGAAGCGAGAGGUGGGGGGGGAAGAAUGGGGGGGCAAGAAGAGGCAGCGGAUGCAUGGAGCAGGCGAAGAGGAGGGAGGCGGUGGCGAUGGGCGAGGGGAGGAGAAGGGCGGUGAGGGGAGGGGAGUGGUGGAGCAAGGACAUGGAAGAAGGGGAGGCGUGGUGGGUGGAGGGGGGGGAAGAGGCAGAGGAAGGAGGAAGAACUUGGAGAAGGGGCGUGUAAGGGAGCGGGGUGGUGAAGAGCGGCAGGGGGGGCAGCAGACGAGGGUGGGGCAGCAGCGGGACAGGCGGGGGCGGUGGAGGCAUGGGGGAAAGCGUGGAGGGAUGAAGAAAAGCGGUAGGGCAGGCAGGGAGGGGAUGGAGGAGGGAGAGGAAGGUGGCGAAGCCAGGGUGAGUGGCGCGCACGGGAGUGCAGGUGGCGGGAGGGCAGGGGCGGAAGCGAGGCACGUGAAAGCCGCCAGGAUGGAUGGCGCAGGGCAAAGCAGCACAAGGCGAGGUGGUGGCAGGCGGAGGGAGGGUUCAGCUCUGUCCAGGGGGCGAGAGGGGCAGGUGGGGGCAUUGGGUGGGGAGGGGGAAGGGAAGGGGGAGGGGGAGGUGAGCAAGGGUGAGGAGGCAGUGCCACAAUUAUGGUCCGGUGGUAGCGGGAGUAGUGGGAGGGUGGGCGGGAGAGAGGAGAGGAUUGUGCGUGAGGAUGGGAGUGAGGGAGACGAGGGGAGUGAGAGUGAGAGUGAGAGCGGGAGUGAGAGUGACAGCUUUUCAAGCCUAUUUAGAGAGGAGGAGAGUGAGGAGGAGAGUGGGGGCCAGGGAGGAGGGGAGGACAUUGAGGUGGAUGGGCCAAACCUGGAGGGGCAGCAGGCAGACGAGGGAGGGGCAGAGGCCAGCCCGUCACACGAUGGCAGUGGCGCUGGCUGUGGCGCUGCUGGCUGUGGUGCUGCUGGCAGUGGUGACGGUUAUGACGGCAUGCAAGCUGAGGGCUGGGGGCAUGGCGACAGGGGGAAGGGUGGAGGGCAUAGUGCCCCGCACAUGGGACGGAGGGGGGGCGCCAUGGCCCCACUGGCAGCCAGCCCUUGCCUGUCCACAAGCCCGGGCUUUGCUGCCAUGCCCUCGCCGCACCUGACGGCCAGCCCCUACCUGAGCUCCACCACGUACCUCAGGGCCAGCCCGCACCUGCUCAUGAGCCCCUACUUGCACGCCAGCCCUGGCCCCGGCGCCAGUCCUGUUGGCAGCACCACGUUUUCUCCCCGGCCUCUGGUUGAAGCGCCCCUGUCCGCCUGUGGGUCUCCUGCUGCUGCAGAGGCGGGAGGGGAGGGCAGGGAGGAGAAGCGGGGGGAGCAGUGGCGUGCGGAGGAGAGGGGUGUGCGGCGCGAGAGGACGCGGCUGGUGAAGGAAAUCGGUGGGGGUGCUGUGGCGGACCACACAGCCGCGCCUGAGGUCAUAGCUGUGCGUGCUGCUGCUGCUGAUUCUGCUGCCGCACCUGCGGGGUCGUCUCCAGGUUCUGAGGAGCCAAGCGGUGGCGUCAUGGCUCUUGCUCCUCCUGCUGCUGCUGCUGCUGGUAGCAGUGGCGGCACGGUGGUGAGUGGAGACUUGGGCGGUGGAGGAGGGGUGGGCGGGGAGUCGCGGAGUGGGGCAAAGAGAAAACGAGAGGCAGGCAGGGGGGUGAACGAUGCAGCAGAGGGAGGGGAGGAGGGAGAGGGGGAUGGGGAUGGUGAAGGUGAGGAUGGCCGGAGCAAGGUGGUGGGGAGCUUAGGGGGCGAGUUGUGGGGGCUGAAGAGGCAGCGGUCACGGAGAGGAGCGAAGCCGGUGGAUGGCAAGCAGGGGCAGGGAGCAGGAGAGGGUGCAGCGGGAGAGGGUGCAGCGGGAGAGGCAGCAGCAGCAGGCAGUUCGGAGAUGAGGGUGGCGGACGCGUUGGGCGGGGUGAUGCGCGCCAUGGAGCAGCCCGCUGGCACCUGAUGGCCUGAGGUGUGCACACCGCACCCCCGGCAAGCAGCGCUUGACUCUUGAGCGGCGGUGGCACUUGUCACUUGGCACGGGCAUGGCCCUAUGCUCUGCACACAUGGUGUUGCAUGGUCAAAGCAGCCCAUCUGCUCGACCACCCGGCAUGCCAUGCAUGCGCGCUGCUCUCCUCGGCUGCGCCUUACCACUGUCACGGCUUCGCUUCACAGCGACCCACCAACAGAAAUGCACGCACACACUACGCAUGCUGCGUUGGUGCUCCAAUUUGUCGAUGUUCUUUGUGGGGGCGCUUCAGCACUCAUAUCACCGAUUGAUCUGUGCUGCGCUUGCCAUAACAUGGUGACAUGGUAGUCAUGUCAUGUGCCUUGUUGUCUUG